Aethalodelphis obliquidens (Pacific white-sided dolphin) is the source of this 8241-nucleotide messenger RNA. It is a transcript of the gene SLC9C2, whose product is annotated as solute carrier family 9 member C2 (putative). Bases 96 to 4181 code for a protein of 1361 amino acids. The transcript has 30 exons. Gene Ontology annotation, cellular component: plasma membrane. Gene Ontology annotation, molecular function: protein binding; sodium:proton antiporter activity; potassium:proton antiporter activity. Lineage: Eukaryota; Metazoa; Chordata; Mammalia; Artiodactyla; Delphinidae. The record is from RefSeq and is a predicted model, not a curated record. Gene Ontology annotation, biological process: sodium ion import across plasma membrane; proton transmembrane transport; regulation of intracellular pH.
CCGCGCUCAGGGGGGGUGGGGCUGCCGAGCGCCGGUGCGCCGUCGCCAUGGUAACCGCAGAAGCCCGGGCCUAGGGAGCGGUAUUUUUGGAGUUAAUGGAGUCAGAAGGACCCCCAGAGUCAGAGAGUUCAGAAAAAUCAAUAUUUUUCUCACAGCAAGAAGAAGAGGAAGAAGAUGAUAAUGAAGAAGAAGAAGAAUCCAAAGAAGCAGAGGAAACUGCCACCAUUAAUCCCCUCUUACCCCCUGCUCUCACAGGGGAUGUAGAAGGUUUGCAGAAGAUUUUUGAGGAUCCUGAGAACCCUCACCAUGAACAGGCCAUGCAGUUACUCUUGGAAGAAGACAUUGUUGGGAGAAAUUUGUUGUAUGCAGCUUGCAUGGCUGGGCAAAGUGAUGUGAUUAGAGCUUUAGCCAAAUAUGGUGUGAAUCUGAAUGAAAAAACCACCAGAGGUUACACACUCCUACACUGUGCUGCAGCCUGGGGUCGUUUGGAAACUUUGAAAGCACUGGUGGAAUUGGAUGUUGAUAUAGAAUCUCUGAACUUCCAGGAAGAGCGAGCUCGAGAUGUUGCUGCUCGGUAUUCCCAGACUGAGUGUGUUGAGUUCCUGGACCGGGCAGAUGCAAGGCUGGCGCUAAAAAAAUAUAUCGCAAACGUCUCUGCAAUUGUUACAGAUACAGCAAAGGGACCAGGGAAGCUUUUUAAGGAAGACAAGAAUACCAUCCUCAAUGCAUGCCGUAUAAAAAAUGAAUGGCUGGAAACCCAUUUAGAAGCUUCCAUUAAUGAGCUUUUUGAGCAGAAACAGCAAUUGGAAGAUAUUGUGACUCCUAUCUUCACAAAAAUGGCUACACCACGUUCAUCAAUUGGGACUGAAAAAGCAAUGGCAAAAGCAAACGUGUCCUUCUGGGUGCAAAAAGAAGGUAACCAGACUGAUUUACUCUGUGGACGGUCAGCUGACUACAUGCCAACAAAGGAGCAUUUCCCAAUUCUUGUAUGUUCCACUGUUGUUUUGGGAGGACUUCUGAGGGCAUUUUUAAAGAAUUCUGAAGUCAUUGUCUUGAUGAUUCUUUCUCUUGUUGGAUUUUUGAUAGGACAGCUGGCCUACAAUUUUGUUGAGAUGCAUCAAGUCGUCUACCCUCUUCUAAGAACACCAAGUUUUUCAAUUUAUUGUUAUUUUUCACCUUUAAUUAUAUUUAUGGCUGCUUUGAAUGUGGACUUCUAUAUACUCAAGAAUGUGUUUUGGCAGGUUAUGUUAACCGGAUUAAUUAGCUUCUCUACGGCAUUCAUCGUAAUUGGAUAUGUGGUUCUGAAAUUCAAUAAAGAUUCAUGGGAUUUGCAAUCUUGCCUCCUCUUUAGCAUGACCCUUGGCAUGACAGAUCCUGUUCACUCUGUGAAUUCACUGAAAACUAUUGGCAUUUCUAAAAUGUAUACUGAUAUCAUUAGAGGAGAAUCAAUGAUUAUCUGUGGCUUCACAUCCAUUGUUUUUGGAGUUUUUCGGAGCAGCAUACUUAGCAUUUCCAAUUAUAGGGAGUUAUAUAUAAUCAUGGGCCUCAGCUUGGACAUUUUGGGAAGCAUAAUAUGUGGAUAUUGGUGUGCAAGGAUCAUUCAGUUUAUAUUGACUGACCUGUUUAGCAAUACACUGACCAAUAUCGUGCUUUGCAUCUCAAUGGUGUACUUGACUUUCUACAUUGGGGAAUUUUUGGGAAUGUCAGGUAUGGUUGCUUUAGUCGCUGUAGGACUAAAUUUAGAUUCCUUAAGCUUUAAACCGAGGAUCGAGUUAAUAAUUACUAAGUUUCUAAUGAUGUUUUCAUCUGUAUACCAACAUUUAAUAUACACUUUCUUUGGCAUUGUCAUUGGAUGUGGAGAAAUCAAGUAUUUACAGUUUCACACUUUAGUUUUCAUGCUCAUCUUAUUUGCAACAGUGAAUUUUGUAAGGUUACUUACUGUUGUAUUAGUGAGCCCUAUUCUGAGGCAUUCGAAUUAUGAGUAUAACUGGAGAUGGGGCAUUGUUAUAGCAUGGUCUGGAAUUAAAGGAGUUUUUAGCUUACUCUUGGCUCCAGAUGUUCAUAAUCUGGCUGAACAAAAAGUAGAGUCACCACAGCUGUUUAUACUGUAUAUACAAGUAAUAUCAUUAAUGACUAUGGGAAUAAAUUCAUACAUGAUGACUUAUUCAGCCAGGACAUUAGGUUUGUGUGCCAUCUCCCUUCCAAGACAAAUGGCCAUGCAAAAUGCCAUUAAGCACAUCCAGAAGAUAAUACAGAACAGAAUAACUUUAUUUAAAACAGAAAAAAUUUUGACAAAUGUUAACUGGACCUUAGUAGAAGAAAAAACAAAGAUUGAAUACAUCAUUCCUUCUGAUACUGUUCAGUUUCCUCAUGUUUCAUGUGAUAAAAAAGUGAAGGAGGAGUCCCCAACAGAUGAAGUUUUAAUAGAAGAGGCCAGAUUGCAUGUAGCUAUAAUACAAAUGAGUAGCUUUGAAAAACAGUGUAAUGACGGAGUCCUCAGUGUAGAGGCAGCCCGGACAUUAAUUGGUGCAACCAAAAGCUAUUGCCACAUCCAAGGAAAAUUCAUGAGUAUUUAUGAUGUUUCAACUUAUGUAAGAGCUAGAAGUUGGCUUAUGAAGUUUAAAAACAUAUUAACUUUCUUGGAAUAUCAUGAAGAUAAGACACCUCUUUCUCUAUAUGGGAAUAAUAAAUUUCUGAUUUUUAUAUAUCACAUUGUAUUUUCAGAAGAAUUUGAAUAUGCAGGACAUAUUAUACGGAUAAUGUACAUUUAUCCUAUGAUAAUGCAUCUAUGGCCAAUGGCAAGAGAAUUAAAUGUGUCAGCACUGAUAUUAGUAAACUACUAUUUUGUAUUUUUAUAUCUGUUAGAAUCAGCAUUGAAGAUAACAAUUUUGAAAAGCAGAUAUUUUCAUCAACAUUGGAAUACUUUGGAAUUUUGUAUCGUGCUUAUUGGAAUCGUUGAUAUAUUUUGUAUAUACUUUGUCAGAUUGAGACCAGACCACUUGGUUCUUAUUCAGUUUACAGUAAUAAUAGGUUAUUUCAGAAUAAUUAGAUUUAUUCCUCUUAUCAAGGUACUAAUACCACUGCUGAUGAAUAUUGUAGAUGUGCAGAUCAAAAAGCGCCUCAGCUUGAUGUAUAGUAUUACAAAAGGCUAUGUCAAAAGUCAAGAGGAUACCAAGUUUUUAAUAAAACAAAUUUCUAGCCGAAAAUCCAUAAAUCAGAAAUUAUAUGAAAUUUUGGAAACCAACAAACGAGAUGCUGUCAAAGAACUAGGACUCAUAGAGCAUGAGGGUCGUGAUGUUGUCAUUGCUUUGAAGACUAAGCAGGCAAUCCGGAACGUGAUUGCUAAAGCUCUGAAAAGCCUCACCUUCCUUUGGUCAAGAGGCAUUAUUGAUACACAUGAGGGCAUUGAGAUGAAUAAGGUGCUUCUUUCAAAAAUAAAAUCACUGAAUAACUUUCCAAUGGCAAUUCCUCCCCCUACUCCUGACAAAUAUCUUCAUAAUAUCAUCUGGCUAGAAAAUAAAGAUGUUCUCAUUGAGUUCUUCAAGGAAAGAGCCAAACUUGCCUGUUUUGACUAUGGAGAUGUCAUUUGUAAAGAAGGUGAAAUGCCACAAGGAAUCUACUUAAUUAUUUCAGGAAUGGCGAUCCUGCAGAGUUCACCUCCUACCUUUGGAAUAGACAGGAGCCUAAGGGCUGAUAGAGAGUCCGCGACCAGGUUUACAGAGUACUGUACUAGUGGAGACAUAAUUGGAGAGUUGAGCUGUCUGCUUAAGUGUGAAAUUGAAUAUACUGCCAUCUGUGAAACUAUUUUACAGGCUUGCUUUAUCUCCCUGGAGGAUUUAUAUGAAGGCUUUGAUGUCUUCUGGCCAUCCCUGGAAUAUAAAAUAUGGCUGAAGCUUGCUCUCAGUAUUGCCUAUCAGUAUUUUGAAUCAAGUCUCAUUGAUGAGGACUUAAAGUUUCAGAAGUGCGUGGCCCUCAAUCAUGCAUAUGUGGAGACUUUAUCAAGCUAUAACGAAAUGACUAUUGAUAAUGUGAACAUGAAAUUCGUUAUUCUUGUAUACGGCAGUGUUAUUGAUACUAAGACAGAGGUACCAUAUCUUGCACCUUGCAUUUUACCUAAAACCUGUGAACAGGUAAGGAGGAUCAUUUCUAAAGAGUCAUUUGCUUUUCAUUGUGCCCCAUAAGUGACUUUAAAACUCAACCAACCACCUUAAAGAGAAAUUUAACCUAGAAAGACCCUAUAGUUCUCACCUGCCCUUAACAAAACAGUCGAAAUGUACCCAGGGCUUCUGUGUACUGUUGUACAAGUUGUGCCCCGCACAAGAGUGUCACUGAGGGACAAGGGGGGCAGGAAUCUGCCUGCUCUCUACUUGCCAAGCUGUUUGUCCUGGCAUGGGCUGUGCGUCCACAGCGGAAGGAUGGGGUACACUUUUCCUAGUUCACGCCAAGGCAAUGACACUGCUUGCUAGCAUGGCUCUGGAAGUUAUCUGCGCUGGCUGAUAAGAAGGGAGAUGCAUUGGGGCCAUGUCACUUUGCUGACACAUUAGGGGCUAGGGACACAACUUGAUAGAGGGCCCUGGGCCUCAUCAUUCCACGCCUCUGUAAGGAAGGGGGAAGUGUGAACACCUGGGACAAAACAGGGGAUGGGAAGAGUAGAAGCCAGGUCCCUACUGGGCCAAGCCAUGCUGUAGGAUCACAGGAGUGAUGUGAGGACAGAGCCCAAGAAUGAGGAGGACCAAGAGGCCAUGAAAAGAGCUUGACAUCUCUUUAAUCUGGUAAAAAGUUUGGGAGAGACCCUUUCUGCUUGUUCAGGCUGGGAACGUUCACUAAUUUAAUGAAAUUUUACGUCCUGGAAAAGUUGGUAAAUCUCCUAAAAAGUGCAUUUACCACUUUCCUAACCAACGUUAUUUUGUCAACCUCUCAACAAUUCAGAGGGUGAAGGUAAUUUAAAUGUUUUUUUUAAACAGAAAAUGAAAAUUUAGCUUUGAAACAAGGGGUGGGGAACAGUGGGAGCAAUCCCACAGUUUAGUUUAAGACACUAGAGUUAGGAGUCAGGCAUACUUGGAUUUAAAACCUGACACCUGUGCCCACUAGGUGUGUGAGCAGAGGAAAGGUGCCUUCUGACCCUCAGUUUCCUCUUAGUAAGAUGAGGAUAAUAGCAGCAGUCGUCUCAUAAGGUUCUUGUGGGGAUUCAAUGAGAUAAUAUGUGAUAAUAUCUAGAAAUUAUUGAUAGUUAUAAUUGUUACUUAUGUAUGCUCCUUGCAUUCUGGGAGGGCAGAUUCUGUGGCACAUGGGGCAAAAGUUUGAGGAAGAGAGCUCUUUUUCCUAUCUGGGAAGGCUGGGCCCUGAGCCCUUGAAUGUCAGUGUCGGAAUAAAAGUAACUCAGUGGAUGCUGGGGAUUCCAUUUUCCAAAUUCGUUCCAAGUAAGGUGUAGAAAUUUCCUUUCUGAUGUUUACAAAUAUCCAAAAGAUAACCUCCUGGUCCAAGACUUUUUGAAACAAGGUUAAAGAGGAUUUGAAAUGAGAAAGAUAGAGCUUAGGUUGGAGGCUGAGUUCUAGGUUUUGGCUUAUUUCUUAUAUUCUUUGGAAAGGUUAGGAAGCAGCCAUCUUAGAGAUCAAAGAAUGCUCUUUUGACUAAUUUUGACUUUUCUCCUUUAGGUGGAGGGAACUUCAGAUUUAAGCAAGCUGCUGGUUAUCCAAGCACCUGCGCCUGCCGAAAAUAAUAAUAAUGCCAAGGUCAUGGGUAAGGGGUAGCCCUUUAGUGGUAAGAAAAUCACUGAGAAGGAAUUUUGUUACAUGUAAGAUUGAUAUUCUAAGAAAAUGGUUUGAGGGUGUUGUGUGGGUUUAUCAUCCAUCUCCAUUCUUGGGCCCUCCCUGGCUGCCACAUUGCUUCUGGGAGGUCACAUAUCGGAGACUUCCAGACACUGAAAUCCAGGUGGCUCUUACUCUCUCUCGUGCCUUUCCCUCCACAACCUUGUGGGAGGACAGCAGCUUCUACCUUGUACUCUGAUCCUGUAGGCUGGAGCCCCGUAGUGCUGUUGGGGGCAGAGCAGGAAUGGGGAGGGGAUAGACUCACAUAGCAGGCCCAGGUGUGGGAGCCGGUUUUCUCUCAACGACCAAAGGGAAUAUAGAAUCUGACCCAUGCUCAUUGAAAGCCACGGUCAUAGCCACAAUUCAGGUGACUUGCUUUGAGGUGCACUUUGAUAGUCACUAAGUAAUUAUUGUCACUAAAUGCAUAUUAGUACCCAAUUGCUUAUAUCAUGGUGCUAAGCAUACUAUAAAGAAGACUAGAUAGGAAGGCCUUGCUGUAGGGAAAAUACAUUCAAGAUCUUUCACUCAGUGCUCAGCAUCCUGCCUUACCAAGCCUAGUGUCACCAUUUUCCCAGCUACCCCAGCUUGAAAACACAAUCAACCUUGAUUUGCUCCUCUAAUUAGCACCAUCCCAGUGCUUACAAUUCAUGUAACCUGCUAGCCCAGGCAUUCUUAAUGAAUUGUUAAUUUGUGGGGGAGGUGGUUAUGUGAUUUCAAAUUGUGUGCAUAAAGGGCACAUUUUAUCAAUAGUUUACAUCUCAGUGUUACUCAUUUGCAUAAUUCUUAUAAAAUGCAGCCCCACAGUAUGCUGCUGGGCACUGUGCAAAGCACUAGUUGGUGAGUGAGCGAACAAGGCCUCUACCCUUGUCAGGAGGAGAGAUAUUCAAGAAGUAAUUUCACUUCUCCCCUAGAAGCAAAUUCAACCUCAGACAUUCUUACAGCUCACUUUGCAUGCCCUGUUCUGGGGGUCAUACGCAGCACCAUGAUAUUGGGAGCUCCCUCUGCUCCUGGGUCUCCUGUCCAAGUUGGCUAACACUGAGGUGACCAUCACCCCAGCCUUCACAGUGUCUUUAGGUCUGCCACUUUGCUACUUCCCCAGCACUCUUGGGGCACAGGAGUGUAUGGCAAGGCUGGGAGCUCAGGGUCUAAUGUCAGCCCCCUUAGGGCACCCUGAGGGCUAUUUUAGAGUGAGGGAAAUAUAUAUCACUCUGCAUUCCACGAUGUGUUUGGGAGGAAAGUCACAAAUGGUAGGCCCAUGGACUUGAUCCAGCCAGUACACUGGAUUUGGCCCACAUACAUGUUUUCUUUUAAAAUUGUCAAAUAUGUAAACAUCCAGAAAUUUCACAUUUAAAAAAAUCCAGAUUUUGAGCUUUUCUUGAAAAAAAAAUCAGAAAGUCUGCCAACCCUCGGUCCUCAUAUCUAUGUGUGGCAACAAUCAGACAGAGCUGAGCACCUCUGGCUCCUACAGGGGAAGCAGAUGCUCUACGGUUUGCCUCAGUCCACUCCCUCUUGUGUUAUAUCCAAACCAUUUUGUUUGUGUGACCUGCCUCUUCUCAUUUGGGUUUGCCAGCCCUUGUAUUGGACUUUUGGGAGCCUAGUAACAAAUGUCCUUGAGGGGAAAAAAGUAAAAAGCCUGUUUGAAAGGGGAGAAGAGAAAGGCGACACUUACAGGGAGAAAGUAAGUUGAAAUUUCAAAAUAUCCUCCUGCUACCUAUACUCUUAAAUUCCUAAUUUAGUUUUUCUGUUUAAUGCAUUUAUUUGGAUUGGCUCAGUCAACACUGGUCUUGGAAUGACCAAGAGAGACUAUCACUGGAAGAGGAAAAAUGAGUUGGAAACUGGAUACCAUUUUAGAAAAGGACGUUAAUGGCACUUAUGUGAUACCUGGAGUCAGGUUAAAGACCGAGCUAAUAUCCUGACUCAAGUGCUGAAAGAUUGUCUGGCAAGGAGUUUACUUAGAAGUUGCUAAAACAAUUUACUGCUGCAUUUAUUUUACAAGCAAUUGAUGGACUGCUGCAAAAGCUCUAAUUCUAAGUAGUUGCAUUAUAUUUAAGAUGUUCACAAUUCCUCAGGAUAAUAUAAGAUAUCCUAAAGCUUAUGGCCUAGCAAAUGAAAUCCUGCAUCCAGCUGAGAGCAAGUUAUAAUAGAGCAGGAGUUAUCAAAAGCACUGUACAAUUAACAUACUACUAUCUAAAGCAUAGGACCUAUAAUUUUGAUUUGUGAUAUUGCUACAAUUAGUGCCUCCCUAAUGUUUUUCAGAGUAAAAUUAUUUCCCCCGUCCCCAAUUUAGUAAAUAUUGAAAAACGGAAUAGGUUCCAUAACUUUAGUUAUUGAAAGCACAGUUUAGGAGAAGUUAACAAUCUUACAUUGCAUAGUACUGUUUGAUAUCACUUUUCAUUUUAUUUUAAAAAGUCAAAUAAAAUAGAAUUUUAUGAUC